AUGGUGACACUGUUUGCUAAUACUUUUAGGGCUCCAUACUAUGAACACCUUAUGGAUAGUUCAGCACAACAUUUCUAUGAUGUGGUGCGGAUUGCUGAGAGAAUUGAACAAGGAAUCCGAAGUGGGAGAAUUGCAGAACCUAUAGAGAAGAGAGGUUUCAUUGGGAAAAAGAAAGAAAAUGAGGUGAAUAACCUAGAAGGUGGAUACAAAGGGAGAAGCAAAAACUACCAAACACCUACCACCCAAGUCACCAGUAUCAAUUUUGCCAAACCCUCCAUCCUAAACCAACCCAAUCAAACAAAAUUCCCAGCAAAUAACCAAAGCAAUUACCAAAGAAGAGACAACCGACCAUCGGAAGAACAAUUACCACCUUUACCAAUAACCUUAAAAGAGUUGUAUGCCAAGCUGUUGAGUAUUGGGCAGAUAGCUCCCCUACCCGUACCACCUAUGCAACCACCUUUCCCUGCCUGGUACAACCCCGAGGUGACUUGUGAAUACCAUGCUGGUCACGCAGGUCAUAGCAUCGAGGUUUGCUUUGCUUUUAAAAGGAAGGUGUUGCAACUGAUCAAAGUUGGAUGGGUCACUUUCGAGGAUUCACCUAAUGUGAAUUCAAACCCUCUACCCAAACAUGCUGUAGGUGGUAGUGGAGUGAAUACUAUGGAGGUCGGUAGCAAAGAGAAGGUGCUAAAAGUGACCAUGGCGAGGCUGUACGAGAUGUUGGUACAAUCUGGACAUAUAGAGAAACCAUCUGAACAUUACGUGAGGGAAAAUGAUUUUUGCCCAUUCCAUAAAAAGAAAGGGCAUCACAUUGAUGAAUGCAUUGAGUUUCAUCAAAAGGUUGCGAGAAUGCUGACUUUAGGAGAGCUAAGGAUUGAGGCUGCAAGAGAUAAUGAAGAGAUCAAGAUGAUAGAGAAUCAGGGGAAAUGUAGAGUCCAAUCAACAGCUAAUGGGCUCUCAAAAUUGGUAUUAACUAAGCCCUCAUAUGCAAACAAAGUAGACUAUGGAGUGAUGCCUGGAGAUUAUGGUUAUACCUCGAAUAUUGAAACUCCUUUGCCGCUGUUCCGAACUGAGAUAAGUGGACUAACUCGGAGUGGCCGUUGUUUCACACCUGAAGAACUAGAGAAACAAAUAAAGGCUAAGGGCAAGGAGGUGUUGGACCUCGAUAAAGAGUUUGAGGUGAAUAAACCUGUGACUGAGGAAGAAACAAAUGAGUUUUUGAAAUUGAUGAAGCAUAGUGAGUACUGUAUAGUGGAUCAGUUGAAGAAGACCCCUGCCAAGAUCUCCAUCAUGUCAUUAAUACUCAGUUCCGAGCCGCAUCGUAAUGCUUUGCAAAAAGUACUAAAUGAGGCCUACGUACCCCAAGAUAUUGAACAAAAGACUAUGGAGCAUCUAGUAGGGAGGAUCCAUGCUGCCAAUUACUUAUAUUUCACGGAAAAUGAACUUGACGCUGAAGGAACUGGACAUAACAAGCCCUUGUAUGUCACGGUCCGAUGCAAAGAUUGUCUCAUCGGUAAGGUUCUCAUCGAUAACGGCUCGGCCCUUAAUGUGUUACCAAGGCAUAUGCUGGAUGAAAUGCCGGUAGAUCCCUCACACAUGCAACCCAGUGUGAUGACGGCUAGAGCGUACGAUGGCUCACCAAGGCAAGUGAUAGGGACAAUUGAGGUCGAACUAGCUGUGGGUCCAUAA
Messenger RNA from Populus nigra (black poplar), 1686 nucleotides. RefSeq lists its product as uncharacterized. Bases 1 to 1686 code for a protein of 561 amino acids. The record is from RefSeq and is a predicted model, not a curated record. The transcript has a single exon. NCBI's taxonomy places the organism in Eukaryota, Viridiplantae, Streptophyta, Magnoliopsida, Malpighiales, Salicaceae.